AUGGCUGCGGCUCAAGUAACUGUGGACACCUACCCCGCCUACACGAUGGCCGAGGGUCCCGUUCCCGUUCCGAACCCCAGCCUGAUGAACAAGGAGAUAAUGGAUACCUACGGCGGCGUAUCCGAUCUUCCAUCUUGGGACCAGUGGUGGGCCGCGGACAAAACUGCUUUCCCCAACCCGCCCCAGGUCCCCGGCGCUGAGAUUCCCUACAACCAGGACGAGCCGCAAUUGCAAGACUUCGUGCCCAACUACGCCAUGAACUACGCGGCCGUUAAGUACGGUUUUAUCCCGGCCCAACACUACCCGGACCCGUCACCGAUCUCCCAGCCCGUCCCUGGCGACUCGCCAGUGUCCCUCGGCUCCUCCGAGGACCGGCGUAGCUCUACGUCAUCGCACCCCGAACGGCGGAAACGAAAGCGCAACACCACCGAACGACCGGCCGCCCAGUCAUCUGGACGACGCUCUUCCAAGAAGCAGGAAACAAAGGCAGCACCAGAGGAGAUAGGCGAGACGUCAAAAACCAGCCGCAAGUCCCAGAAAACCGAGUCUGCCCUGAUAACCCCCCCGCCCGAGGAGGAAACUGAUGACUACAUCCACGGUGUCAAAGAGAGAAACCGCAUCGCGUCAAACAAGUUCCGCGUCAAGAAGAGAGAGGACGCCAAGAAGCUCAUAUCCGACGAGGAGGACAUGGAGCGCAUCAACCGCGACCUGUCGAGCUGCGUGGCAGACCUGAAGCUCGAGGUCUACAAGCUCAAGAUGCGGCUCCUACAACACACCGACUGCGACUGCUCUCUGAUCCAGAACUACAUCGCAAACGAGGCGCACCGUAUCUCAGACUUGGGACAGGAUCAGCAACCACCUUUGCACCACUAG
Molecule: messenger RNA, 873 nt
Organism: Fusarium falciforme
Lineage: Eukaryota; Fungi; Ascomycota; Sordariomycetes; Hypocreales; Nectriaceae
Exons: 3
Coding region: 1-873 (290 amino acids)
Biological process (GO): regulation of DNA-templated transcription
Molecular function (GO): DNA-binding transcription factor activity
Source: RefSeq, a predicted model, not a curated record